CGUGGCGACUUCGGUGAAACAUCAGUGGUCUUCUCACUCUCUCUCUCAUUUUAUUUUGUUCCCAAACAUUCUCUUAUCUGCUUCUAUUAUCAUUGUGGCGGGAAGAACGAACGCGCAAAACCCCAACCAACUCAAAACCCCGCCUUUCUUCUUCCAAAUACCCUCAAAUCCCAGAAACCCCAACCCCCAUUGAAGAAACGAAAACAAAAGAAAAAUCUCUUUCUGCAACAGCAUGCAUUGGUUUGCAGCCAAAUCCAUCAUCGUUUCCUUCCCCCGAUGGCGGCCUCUCACUCUCUUGCUUCGAAGGCUCUCCGCCCGUCGAUUCAAUGCACUGCCAUUACCACUCAGGCAGGGAGAGAGAAUAAACUCUUUCAAAGCAGAAAGGGGCAGGAUUGUGAGAGGAGCCACUAAAGCAACUAGAAGGUCGAAAGAAUCAAAAUAUCUUAUAGAAGAAGAAGAUAAUUCACAUAUAAUGUGGUGGAAGGAGAAGAUGCAGACAUGCAAGAAGCCUUCUUCUAUUCAGCUUGUCAAAAGGCUCAACUAUUCCAAUUUAUUAGGGCUAGAUGUUAGCCUGAAAAAUGGGAGUUUGAAAGAAGGAACACUCAACAUGGAGUUGUUGCAAUUCAAAUCUAAGUUUCCCCGUGAAGUUUUACUUUGUAGGGUAGGGGAUUUUUAUGAAGCUGUUGGGUUUGAUGCUUGCAUUCUUGUUGAACAUGCUGGUUUGAAUCCUUUUGGCGGUCUGUGGUCAGAUAGUAUUCCAAGAGCUGGCUGUCCCGUCAUGAACUUGCGGCAGACAUUGGUUGACCUCACUCGCAAUGGGUUUUCUGUUUGCAUAGUUGAGGAGAUUCAAGGUCCAACUCAAGCCCGUACUCGUAAAAGUCGUUUUAUAUCGGGGCAUGCACAUCCAGGUAGCCCUUAUGUAUUUGGACUUGCUGGGGUUGACCAUGACGUUGAUUUUCCCGAGCCAAUGCCUGUAGUGGGAAUUUCUCGUUCUGCAAAAGGGUACUGCAUGAUUUCCGUCCUAGAGACUAUGAAAACAUUUUCAGUGGAGGAUGGCCUGACUGAAGAGGCAAUAGUUACCAAGCUCCGUACUUGCUGUUACCAUUAUUUAUUUCUGCACAUGUCCUUAAGACACAAUUCUUCAGGCACUUCUCGCUGGGGAGAAUUUGGUGAAGGAGGGUUGUUGUGGGGCGAAUGUAAUGGCAAGCGCUUUGAAUGGUUUGAUGGCACUCCUGUCAAUGAACUUUUGUACAAGGUAAGGGAGCUAUAUGGUAUUGAUCAAGAGGCAACAUUUCGAAAUGUCACUGUUUCUUCAGAGAAAAGGCCUCGCCCGUUGUAUCUUGGAACAGCCACGCAAAUUGGAGCCAUACCUACAGAGGGGAUACCUAGCUUGUUGAAAGUGUUGCUUCCAUCAAAUUGUUUCGGCCUUCCUGUGCUGUAUAUCAGAGAUCUUCUUCUUAAUCCUCCUCCAUAUGUGAUUGCGUCAGCAAUUCAAUCAACAUGCAAGCUUAUGAGCAACAUAACUUGUCCGGUUCCUGAGUUUACUUGUAUAUCGGCUGCAAAGCUUGUGAAACUGCUGGAGUCUAAGGAGGCUAAUCAUAUAGAAUUCCGAAGAAUCAAGAAUGUUGUUGAUGAAAUUUCACAUAUGUAUGGAAGCUCUGAGCUCUCUGCAAUCCUGCAGAUGUUAUUAGACCCUACUUGGGUGGCAACUGGUUUGAAGAUUGAAUGCAAGACCCUGGUAAAGGAGUGUGAAUUAAUUUCUCACAGAAUAGGUGAAAUUGUCUCCCUGGAUGGUGAAAAAGAUCAUGAAAUAAGUUCUUUCCCAAACAUUCCAGAAGACUUCUUUGAGGAUAUGGAGUCUUCAUGGAAAGGUCGUGUGAAGAGGGUUCAUGCAGAAAAAGCUUUUGCAGAAGUGGAGAGGGCAGCUGAAGCCUUAUCUAAAGCAGUUACAGAAGAUUUGCUUCCUAUCAUUUUAAGAGUAAAAGCUGUUAUGUCCCCACUUGGAGGUCCAAAGGGGGAGAUAUCCUAUGCAAGAGAGCAUGAAGCUGUUUGGUUCAAGGGAAAACGUUUUGCGCCAUCUGUUUGGUCUGGUAGCCAUGGGGAAGAACAAAUCAAAUUGCUCAAACCUGCUACAGAUUCAAAAGGAAGAAAGGUGGGAGAAGAAUGGUUUACCACAAGCAAGGUGGAGGAUGCAUUAAAUAGGUACCAUGAGGCAUGCGCUAAGGCAAAGGCUGAGGUCUUGGAGUUGUUGAGAGGGCUUUCUGCUGAGUUGCAGACUGAAAUAAAUGUCCUUGUCUUCUCUUCAAUGUUGCUUGUCAUAGCGAGGGCAUUAUUCUUACAUGUGAGUGAAGGGAGAAGAAGAAAAUGGGUUUUUCCUACCCUUGUUGAGUUCUCUAAAUCCUCGGAAAAUGAAUCACUUGAAGAAAUUAACAAAAUGGAGAUAAUAGGCUUAUCACCAUAUUGGUUUGAUGCAGCACAAGGCAAUGCCAUACAGAAUACAGUCAUAAUGCAAUCAUUGUUUCUUCUUACUGGGCCAAAUGGUGGCGGCAAAUCAAGUCUGCUUCGAUCGAUUUGUGCAGCUGCAUUGCUUGGAAUAUGUGGAUUGAUGGUGCCUGCUGAGUCUGCUAUUAUUCCACAUUUUGAUUCUGUUAUGCUUCACAUGAAAUCUUAUGAUAGCCCUGCUGAUGGGAAAAGCUCAUUUCAGAUUGAAAUGUCGGAGAUACGUUCUAUUAUCACUGGAGCCAGUCCCAGGAGCCUUGUGCUGAUGGACGAAAUCUGUAGGGGCACUGAAAUGGCUAAAGGGACAUGCAUUGCUGGUAGCAUUGUUGAAAUUCUUGACCAUAUUGGUUGCUUGGGUAUCAUUUCUACCCACCUGCAUGGCAUUUUUGAUUUACCGCUUACUAGAAAGAAUGCUGUCUACAAGGCGAUGGGAACAGAGAGUGCAGAUGGUCACACAAAACCUACAUGGAAGUUGAUAGAUGGGAUCUGUAGAGAGAGCCUUGCCUUUGAAACAGCCUUAAAGGAAGGUAUUCCUGAAGCAAUAAUCAGAAGAGCUGAAGAAUUAUAUCAUUCAAUAAAUGGAAGGGCAUGUUCUGAGAAUGACAUGAAAAAUGGGAAUCUGAGUCCUCCAGAUUCUGGAGUCAACGGUUUUGAUGAAGCCAGUGAUUCAUUGAGAAGGACUAGUAACGGGUUUACUCAUGUAUCAGACACACUGAACCCUAUUGAGAUACUGCAGAAGGAAGUUGAGAAUGCCGUUAUCAUAGUCUGCCAGAGGAAAUUGAUUGAUCUUUACAAAAAAAGGAGCUUGUCAGAACUUGCGGAGGUCACAUGUGUUAUGGUUCGUGCUAGGGAGCAGCCUCCUCCCUCAACAAUUGGUGCUUCAAGUGUUUAUGUACUGUUCAGACCCGAUAAGAAAUUAUAUGUUGGGCAGACGGAUGACCUUGUUGGCCGAGUUAGGGCUCAUCGUUCAAAGGAAGGCAUGGAAAAUGCAACAUGCCUUUAUGUUGUUGUUCCUGGGAAGAGUGUGGCAAGUGAACUGGAAACUCUGCUCAUCAACCAACUCCCUCGUCAAGGGUUCCGGCUCACCAACAAAGCUGAUGGUAAGCAUCGCAACUUUGGCACAUCCAAUCUCUCUUUAGAAAGUCUGACUGUCCACCAAUGAACUGACAAGCUCGUGGACAGCAAAGAGCUGACAACACAUGGUUGCUGAAUGCACCUUAUCAAAGGCUAUGCUGAAUUCCAAGCCUUACAGUUUUGUUGCAUCAACAUAUUCUGCUGUAAUUGUAUGGUUAUAGCACAUGAGGUUAUGCUGCUGAAUUCAUGGGAGUUGCACCAAUUUUGAUCUGAUGGUGGUCAGUCCAAUUUUGUAUAUACUAGCAGCAUAUCUUCUUCUCGUCCAUUUGUCAGGCUAACAAGCUAUUUGUUGUUUUGAAUGUGUGCAUCAAUGGUGAUGUUUCAUGUAUGUGGAUGUGUAGCGGAAGUCAAAACUAGUCAUCGGCAGCUAUUGCCUUAAAUGUA
Magnolia sinica is the source of this 4017-nucleotide messenger RNA. RefSeq names its product DNA mismatch repair protein MSH1, mitochondrial. Bases 233 to 3661 code for a protein of 1142 amino acids. Gene Ontology annotation, cellular component: nucleus. The transcript has 22 exons. Gene Ontology annotation, biological process: mismatch repair. Gene Ontology annotation, molecular function: mismatched DNA binding; ATP binding; ATP-dependent DNA damage sensor activity. The record is from RefSeq and is a predicted model, not a curated record. NCBI's taxonomy places the organism in Eukaryota, Viridiplantae, Streptophyta, Magnoliopsida, Magnoliales, Magnoliaceae.